This is a messenger RNA of Sphaeramia orbicularis (orbiculate cardinalfish), 417 nucleotides long. Its product is annotated as lysozyme C-like. The coding region runs from base 1 to 417 and encodes 138 amino acids. NCBI's taxonomy places the organism in Eukaryota, Metazoa, Chordata, Actinopteri, Kurtiformes, Apogonidae. The transcript has 4 exons. The record is from RefSeq and is a predicted model, not a curated record. Gene Ontology annotation, molecular function: lysozyme activity.
AUGAAGGCUCUGGUGUGUCUGCUGCUCGCCGUCGCUGUCACUGAUGCCAGAAGGUUCACCGCCUGCGAGUGGGCGCGAACACUGAAGGCGAACGGGAUGGCCGGUUACCGUGGAGUCAGCCUGGCCGACUGGGUGUGUGUGACCUAUCAUGAGUCCAGAUACAACACCGCAGCCGUCAAUCACAAUAGUGACGGGUCCAAAGACUACGGAAUCUUCCAGCUCAACAGUCACUACUGGUGCAGCGACGGCGGCGAGAGUGUGGCCAACGGCUGUGGAAUCACAUGUGACCAACUCCUGACUGACGACGUUAGCGUUGCUAUAGGUGUGCCAAAACUGUGGUCCGGACCCCAAUGGGGGUCAUCGAACUCCUGUAAAGACCAAGACAACAGCGGUUACAUCGCCGAUUGUCGACUUUAA